AUGCCUGCAGCGACAGCGACUGCACCGCUUCUCGGCCGCAAGCCCCAACAGCCUGCACCCAGCCCGCCGAUGGCCCGGACGCCCACCGUGGCCAGCGUCCGCGACUACUUUGAAGCCCUGCCCUACACCCCGCCCAAUGACUUUCCCCACCGCGACAACGACUUUUGGCGUUUGAAGCAUGCGUCGUCGCCGCUGCGCACCGUUUCCGAGUGGGAAUGUGAACGCGUCCGUGACAUUACCAUUGCGUACAAAGAGGCGGGUGCCGUCAUUCCCGUUGGCAUACGAAGGCAGCGAGUCCCACUGGAGUGUGUCAUCACCCUGGCCAUGUCGGCCCUACUCGAGCACUACGCACCCGGCUUGGACUCGUACCAACCUCGCCCAUCCACCAGGCUUCUGUUUGACCGCGCCUGGUUUGGCAAACAUCGCCCUCAACCUGCAGAUGGCGCAGCAUACGGAUACUACACCGCCACGGGCACUGUCGGCAUGAGCGAUCCCAGCUGUUACGAAAACCUACUCAAGCAGGCCCGCGAACACGAGAAGCGAUUCCCACCUGGCCCCAGUCCCUCUGCCCGCAAUGCUCUCCACUACCCGCCUACGCGCGCUGCCCCUUUGCCACACCUCCCGACACCAUCGCGCCAACGAUGA
Messenger RNA from Apiotrichum porosum, 645 nucleotides. RefSeq lists its product as uncharacterized. Bases 1 to 645 code for a protein of 214 amino acids. The record is from RefSeq and is a predicted model, not a curated record. The transcript has 3 exons. Lineage: Eukaryota; Fungi; Basidiomycota; Tremellomycetes; Trichosporonales; Trichosporonaceae.